AUGUCACAACCGGGAUCCGACGAGGAAGGGAAGAGAAAGCGGGACAAAGUGGGAGAGUUCCUAAAGAAGAAUUACAACAAAGGUGAACUCGCCUUAAAGCAUGCCGUCGGCUUGGGCCAGACCCCCAAUGUCGUCCCAGUCACACAGCCCGUCAUCAAUGGCCCCUCACGUGUCGUUGAGGUCGGUUGGCAUCCCGUCGGAGGCCUCGCCGGCAAGUGGUUCGCCGAAGAAACGGGUCUGGGGAAGAUGAUCACAGAAAAGAUCAACAAGUAUCCCGAUCCCACUCAGCACUGGGCUGUCCUGGUCGGCGACUACGCCCACCAGCUGUGGAUGGUGAGUCCUCUCCUCACUCACUCAUCGCUCCCCUUUCAUGACCUAACCCACCCCAUCCAGGAUGAGAGCUUUCACGUCAUCUACACCAAUGAGCGAUAUAAACGCGAAGAAUGGCGCACCUUCACCGUCGGAGAGACAACUUUCAACGACGACGCCAUCCGUCGCGCAGGCGAAUACGUCAUUCAGAGCAUCAGAUCACGGCAGCCCGCCUACAACCUCAUCACCAACAACUGCCAAACCUACGUCCUGGAGCUCCUCGACGCCGUCAAAGUCGACGGCCACAAGGAUUUUGGCACCACGCUCGCCGUGUACGAGAGACUCUUCAGCUCCGGCAAGGUCAUCGACCUCUUCUCAGACGAGCAGAAGCAGGAGCAGCAGAACCAGCUACCGAUGCUCGAGGCCCCACCACAAAGCUACGCUCUGCCGCCGUCACCUGCAUCACCGCCCCCUGGCGGACCGCCAAUGUCGUAUACGUUCCCGCCACCACCCGGACAGAACCCGUAUCCGCCGCAGUAUCAGUACGGACUGCCUCCGCUACCGCCGCCUCCGGGUCCACCGCCCCCCGGUCCGCCGCCUCCGGGUCAUCCGGGCCCUCCACCACCGCCGCCACCACCACGUCCACCAGCGGGCCCACCGCCGGGUCCUCACCCUGGAACUGUCUCGCAUGCUCAACAGGUCAUGAACGACAACACGACGCAGCUCAAUACCCAAGAAGAGGCCAGCAAGUCGAGGGGUCUCAAGAAGGAGAAAGACAAGGACAAGGAGCCAAAGAAGAGUUUCUUCUCUCGGUUUACCCGGAAAUGA
Molecule: messenger RNA, 1137 nt
Organism: Colletotrichum paranaense
Lineage: Eukaryota; Fungi; Ascomycota; Sordariomycetes; Glomerellales; Glomerellaceae
Exons: 2
Coding region: 1-1137 (378 amino acids)
Source: RefSeq, a predicted model, not a curated record